Messenger RNA from Punica granatum (pomegranate), 2842 nucleotides. The record is from RefSeq and is a predicted model, not a curated record. Lineage: Eukaryota; Viridiplantae; Streptophyta; Magnoliopsida; Myrtales; Lythraceae.
UCUGGCUUAUUAUUAGUUGGGUUUCUGCUCUCUUUCCCCCUAUCUAUGCAUCCAUCCAUCUAAUGUCAUUCAUUCAUUCAAUUCAAUUCAAUACCCCACCAAAUUCCACCAUUACUCUCGCCUAAAUAUUUACUUCCCCAUAUAAAGUCCGAAUAUUUUGGGCCAAAAAUUGGCCAUUUAGCCUAGAAAAGCCGCAAUUAAGUUCAAAACCGAUUUAGUCUGAAGCGCUUUUACUGAUAAAUAGAGUGUUUCAAUGCUUUUCAAAUGCUUUUGUUAUAGCAACACAGUAACUGCUGCCUCAUUGAACAUAUGGGAUCACAAGACUCAUAAAUUUCCCCUCUCUCUCUCUCUCUCUCUCUCUCUCUCUCUCUCUCUCUCUCUCUCUCUCUUUCUGUGUUCUUACAUUUUACAUUUCAAUGCCCAUCUCAUAUUUUUCUCCCAAACGCCUCUGCUUCUCCUGCCCCCCCCAAAACCUCUCUCUCUCUCUCUCUCUCUCUCUCUCUCUGUUUGAUAGCUGGGGGCUCUAGUUCUGUGCCGCCCCACCUUCCUGCCCUUGUUCAGAGACGUUCUACCGCCUCUGAUUCCGUGACUCAUUUCUCAGAUCGGUCUGAUUGCUCCGUUCUUGUCUCAAAGUGACAUCUUCACAUUGAUCUUGCCGUUCGUUCUAAAACUGUCUGCGGGCCCCAAUGCAAGGGCACAGGGCAACAGUUGCUUCAUUGUCUGACCUUUUUGACCUCGAACAUGGAUCCUCUUCAAGUAAUACUGCAAUAGAUUGGGGUAAUCUAUCAGAGAACCAUGACCCGGAGAACCUGCUUCCACCUAGUAAUAGCAUUGGAUUCAUGAAUGAUCAACUUUUUGAUGACCGAAGCUUCGACCUGACUAGUAAUGAUGUAUUCUCGGUGGGCCAAAGUUCUCUAUCUAGGUCGUCACCAGCAAACCUCGACAUAAAUUCGGGCUUUGUGGGCCAUGGGAGUGAAGAUUCUCCACUUGUAGAGUGCUCUGAUUCAUUGAAGCCCAGUGUACCUGACAACCAAUGGUUUCAAUCUCCCAACAGCUCUGAACCGGAGUCUUUUGCCGGUCCAUCUGGAAGUGGAAUGAAUCUCGAGGAAGAGAAUGAAGAAGGGCCUCAUGGUUCCCUAGAGGGUCGACGCAUGCCUUGUAAGAGAAAGUCUUUUGAAGUGCAUGGAGGCCAAUCCUCAAGGGUCAGGAGCCCUGAUUAUGAUCAGAAUGCAGAGAGUAGUCCUUGUCCAGGUGCUUCUUUGGGCUAUAGUGGUUCAAGCGGUGGUAACUUAGUUAUAUCUGAACGAGCAGAACCGAGACUCAGGUUGGGAGCAAGAGGGCCAACUGCGCGAAGUUUGGAAAGAUUGUCGAGAAACUUCCACUCGAGGUUAAAUGCUCCAAGCCAGCAUCCUUCAGAUCCCAUGGUUGGUUCAGAACUUCUCAGAUCUGAUCUUGGGUUGCUUUUGAGUCAAGAAUCUUCGUCAAGGGACAUGAAUGCUCAAGCGCCGCCUCCUGAACUUCAUAAUCCUGCUUUUCCAUUGAGUGGGGCCAGCAGAAGCUCUGUUGCAGGACCGGAGAGUUCACAAGAAGCAAGUAGCAGUUCGAGAAACACCUUAGAAAAUCAUCCAAUGUUCAUUCCUGCUACUGACUCAAGAACUCUUGUUCAGAGCAGGAGUUUAGGUGGUGGGAGUAUUCGUAUACCGAGAAACUUCCCUCCCUCACAAACUGGCACCAGCUCCACAAUCCAACCGCCUGUCCCUCAUAGGCCUAGGCCGAUGCACUACCCACGGAGAUUAUCGGAAUAUGUGCGGAGGUCUCUAUCCGCUGUUGCUUCCGAGCCUGGAGGAGGCUCAAAUAGCUACUCUGCAAUGGCUUCAGGUCCUUCAGGCUCCUCACAAGAUACGGUAAUUUCAUCAAGACAUGGUAGUAGUAAUAAUCAUGACCGCCAUUCAUUGCCCCUCAGAUCUUCUUAUUGGAUGGAGAGACAGGGUGAUGGAGGUGUGCUUGGACUUCCCUACUCUGUCCGGGCUUUUGCUAACCCUAGUGAAGGGAGAAGAAGGCUAGCAUCAGAGAUACGCAGUGUUUUGGAUAUGAUGCGCAGAGGGCAAGGCUUGCGCUUUGAGGAUUUCAUGAUACUUGACCAGUCGGUAUUGUUCGGGGUAGCUGAUACUCAAGAUCAGCAUCGGGACAUGAGGCUCGAUGUUGAUAACAUGUCUUAUGAGGAAUUACUGGCCUUGGAAGAGCGCAUCGGGAAUGUCAGUACUGGGCUGAGCGAAGAAACGAUAUUGGCACGAUUGAAGCAGUGGAAGUGCGUCGUCAUUGGCUCCCAAUUGGAGACUGAGCCUUGCUGCAUUUGCCAGGAAGAGUACAAUGACGGAGAAGAUCUUGGGACCCUGGAAUGUGGACAUGAUUUCCACAAAGAUUGUAUCAAGCAGUGGCUGAUGCACAAGAACUUAUGCCCCAUCUGUAAAACGAUGGGCCUUUCUACAUAAUCCAUAGGACCGCUGUCUCGUUUCUUUAAUCAUAAGGACCGAGAUGCCAAAAUUGGCAUCUUCCACAGAAGGGCUCGUGGAGGUGAAAUGUGGUAGUCUAUGUAAGAUCUCUCUACGGAGAUAAUGCCAUUUCUUAUGGAGGCGAUACCUCCAAUAUCAGAUAGUAGUUUCAGGACAAUAUCCGACUCAGAUACUAGUCUCAGGACGUUUUAUGACCGAAAUGAAAUGGUUCCAUUCUUUUUUGUGUUAUUUUCCUAAUGUUCUCAGUUCGCCCGAGCUGAGGCUGUAGUCCAUUACUGGAAUUACUAGUACCACCAUUGAAAUUAAUCGAAGAUGCUUGUUUUGUAGUU